Molecule: messenger RNA, 843 nt
Organism: Chrysemys picta bellii (western painted turtle)
Lineage: Eukaryota; Metazoa; Chordata; Testudines; Emydidae
Source: RefSeq, a predicted model, not a curated record
GCCCCGGCCCGGCCCCGGAGCGAGGGGCGGCGGGUCCAUGGGGCGCAGGCGGCGGCGGGCGCGGGCCGGGCGAGCGCUGGGGCUGGCGGGGGCCGCGCUGGGAAUAGCCGGGCUGGGGCUGGGGCUGGUGCUGGCGGCCUGGGCCUGGGCCCGGAGCCCCCCGAGGGAGCUGCCGGAGGAGAUGCCGGGUGCGCUGGAGCUGCUGGUGCCCCCUGUUGGCCGCAGCCCCCAGGGCUGGUUCCUGCAACACCUGGACCAAGAGGAAGCACCGCGGGAGAGGAGAUCGGCAGUGUCCAGGGGGAAGAGGCCUCGCUCAAAACCUGUUGCUGCGCACUAUAAAGGGCCUGACGGGACCAUCCGGGGCUGGGAGGAGACGCUCAAUGCCACGAAACCCUUGAACUACAAUCCGGCCAGCGGGGAAUUUGACGUCCUCCGGAAGGGCCUGUACUACCUGUACUGCCAGGUGCAUUUCAACGAGGGGCGGACAGUGUACAUCAAGCUGGACGUGGUGGUGGACGGGGUGCUGGCCCUGCGGUGCCUGGAGCAGUUUCCCCCGACCAGCGCCGGCCCGCAGGACCCCGAGCUGCACGUCUGCCAGGUCUCCGGGCUCCUGCUCCUCCAGCCGCACUCCGUCCUUCGCCUCCGCACCAUCCGCGACGUGAGGCUCAAGGCUGAGCCCUAUCUGACCUUCUUCGGCCUCUUCCAGGUGCACUGAGCCCGGGGCGGCGGGGCAGGACUCCUGGGUUCCCUGGGAGAGCAGUGGUGUUGAGUGGCCGGAGCAGGACGGGGCUGGGAGCCAGGACUCCUGGGUUCUAUCCCCAGCUCUGGGAGGAGAGUGGGGGC